Molecule: messenger RNA, 1299 nt
Organism: Sesamum indicum (sesame)
Lineage: Eukaryota; Viridiplantae; Streptophyta; Magnoliopsida; Lamiales; Pedaliaceae
Source: RefSeq, a predicted model, not a curated record
AGGCGCGGAAUAAGUCCCAAAAGCGCACGUUAGUAAUCGGCAGCAUAGAAAAGAGUGAGUGUGGGUGUAGCAGGCAGGUGAAGUGAAGUGAGUGUUGCGAGGGGACGGACAUUUCGAAGCACGAACAAACUAAUUGACGAACAUAUAUAUCCCGUUCCAUAUAAAUCGAGGAAUUCCUCUUCAGCAACUCUGAUCUUUGUUGGAUCUUCCCAAUCUAAUUGCCAUUUGAGAGCCAUGGAGUCCGCCGCUGUUCUCCGCUCUUGCCAUUAUGCUUUCACCAAGGGGUCUCAUUUUAGGACUGUGCUUGAAAAACCUGGUACAGUUACUAUAAAUUAUUCAGCCUUCUCCAACCUGAGUAAAUUGACUGUUUGUGGUGGUAAAUUAAGUUCAUCUACGAACAGACAUGGCGCUAUCCUUGUGUCAUGCGUGAAGAAUUCUGAAACUCCUGUGACAUCCAAAUCUAACAGUGACCCCAAUGGAGCUGUUCUAGAGAAGAAAUCACCAUCCAGUAUGACUUUUCCCAAUGGUUUUGAGGCCUUGCUCACAGAAGUAUGUGAUGAGACAAAAAUUGCUGAGCUUAAACUUAAGUUUGGAGCCUUCCAAAUUCACAUGAAACGGAACAUUGAUGGCCCACCAGUCCCUGCAUCUGUUGUUCCCCAAACAACUGCACCACCUGUUCCAAGUAAACCAGCAAAUGCAUCAGCGCCUGCUGCCCUCUCAUCCCCGCCAAAACCUUCUUCAGAAAAGGUCAGCCCAUUUACAAAUGUCUCCAUCGAGAAGGUAGCCAAAUUGGCUGCACUAGAGGCCUCUGGAGCUACUGGCUAUGUUAUAGUAUCAUCACCCACGGUUGGUUCGUUCCGAAGAGCCAGGACUCUGAAAGGAAAGAAGCAACCUCCUGCAUGCAAAGAGGGUGAUGUGAUCAAGGAGGGACAAGUGAUAGGCUUUCUGGAUCAGUUUGGCACCGAACUUCCUGUCAGAUCCGGUGUGGCUGGAGAAGUCUUGAAGCUCCUUUACAAUGAUGGAGAAGCUGUGGGUUAUGGAGAUCCCCUCAUUGCCGUCUUGCCGUCCUUCCGUGGUAUCAACUAGAGUCAGUUGCUCCGAUUAAGACAAUUCAAAUUUUCUACUUCUCAUUUUCUUUGUUGAUAUCGUCGUCUUAAUCGAUGGAUAAGAUUUUUAUUAGAUCAAGUUCCAGUUAAAGAAAUUUCAGUGAAGUUGGGCUUCAUUUGUGGCAAUUUACCUGUUUUAAUACCAACAUCAUUUCUGUUCUUACUUAUUACACCUUUAAUUCCCAAGUACUAA